Coffea eugenioides is the source of this 3063-nucleotide messenger RNA. RefSeq names its product putative late blight resistance protein homolog R1B-14. Gene Ontology annotation, molecular function: ADP binding. Gene Ontology annotation, biological process: defense response to other organism. The transcript has 2 exons. Bases 1 to 3063 code for a protein of 1020 amino acids. NCBI's taxonomy places the organism in Eukaryota, Viridiplantae, Streptophyta, Magnoliopsida, Gentianales, Rubiaceae. The record is from RefSeq and is a predicted model, not a curated record.
AUGGAUAAUAUCCGUAACCUGCAAAUGGAAUUAAGAUUCCUCAAGAUGUUUUCACUGUGUUUGAAGAAGUGUGAGGAACCUGGAAAGGAUAUGCAUGUCGGUUCUAUCAUGACUGGGAUUGAAACAUUACAGAAAGAAGCUGAAGGGAGCCUGCAUGAUGCCUGUCUUGCUGAAAUUCCUGAAAGUAAGAUCAAAGAUUGGGGACCUCUUGCUUCUAAUUUGCUGGAAAAGAUUCAGAACUUUAAGAGAGAGAUAAUAGAAAUUUCUGCUCUUUUGUUGGAUUGCUCUUUGCAAUCCAAGUCUUGCAAGGCUGAGGAGAUACUUGAAUUAAUUGAUUCUAUCCUCUGGAAUCUAAAGGCCCUUGUCAACUUGGAAGGGGAUGUUCUUGGUCAUCUGAAGGACCAAAUCAGGGCUAUUCAAGAGCAGCUAAGUUUCCUGGGAAAUUUUGUUGGCUUCACUGCAAAGCGAUGCGUUGACCUGGAUACCUUUGAAGAUUUCCUGGUUUACAUGGGAGAUUGGGUAAACAAAGCAGCAUGUUUGCUUAUUGUUUACUGGCUGCAAAGGAAAGAUGAAUACAUUUCAUCUAGAUUGGAAAUGAUGCUAUCUGAUCUAUUACAAAAAGUUACGCCUUGCCUUCCAAAGGUCACAGAGAUGUACGUUGCUGUCCUUAAAGCUUCAAAGUCAUCAAGAUCAAGCAAAUUUCUUGCAGGUCAAGUUGUUACAAGCUUUGUUGAACUUAUCCUCCAAGACCUGACGGUCCUCAUGAAGGAUUCUGUUGAUGUCCUCAAAGAAGGGUUGGUAUUCUUGAUAAACUUUCUUAUAGAUCCUCCAGAGGAAUGUGCAAGAGAUGUUGGAAAUGUCUUUUUGGCCCAAAUUGAUGCCAUCAUAACUGAUGCGAUGUCUCUGAUUUGCUCAGUUUACAUUGAUGAAAGCAAAGAAAACUUUUUCACGGAAAGGAGAACUUUUCUUUCCUGGUUCGAGAGUAAGAUUAAGAAAAUCGAGGCAGAUGCAAAAGAGAUUUAUGUCCAGUUGCAAGUUUUAUCCCAGAUCAAUUUUCCUUCAACAAAUGGCAUGGGAUUUAUUGAUUCCUUGUUAGGAAAUCUGGAGGAAAUGCUAAAACAUGGGGCCAAUUGUCCUCCUUUUGCAAAGCAUAAAGUUUUGAAAAUCCAAGGGGAACUGCUGUCUCUGAGGCCACUCCUCAAGGAUGUGAUGGAGUUGCAAAACGAGCAUGAGGAUUUAAAAGAUCUUUGGAAAAGAAUUAUCAAUGUCUCAUACAAAGCAGAACAUGCUAUCAACUCGUGUUUAAUUAUACAGAAACCAAUUUGGUACAACAUGAUAUCUCUUGCUGAUGUGGUGGAAGAAAUUAAGCUGAUCAGGAUUGAUCUCGAGAAGAUUAAUGUUGACAAGAUGCUGAAACCCAGAAUGCCUGGUGCUGAUAUGAAUCUGAAUCAGCUCAAUCCAGGACAGCUUAAUACUUCAAGACUUCAAGACGUUGUUGUGGGCUUCAAGGACGAGGCAGAAACCAUAAUAAAUCGCCUUACCAGAGGAUCAGCACAACUUGAUAUAGUCUCAAUCGUUGGAAUGCCUGGACUGGGUAAGACAACUUUAGCCAAGAAAGUCUACAAUGAUCCUGCUGUUAAAUAUUACUUCAACAGAUGUGCAUGGUGUUGCAUUUCACAAGUGUAUAGGGUUAGAGAGUUAUUGCUUGACAUUUUAAGUGAUAUUACUGUUUCUAAUGUAAGGCUCUCUAGCUCUAAUACAAGUGAUGAGGAUUUAGUUGAACAGCUUUGGAGAUCAUUGAAAAGACAGAGGUACUUGAUCGUUAUGGAUGAUAUCUGGGAAAUUCAGGCUUGGGAAUGCCUAAAAAGAUCACUUCCAGAUGACAGAAAUGGAAGCAGAAUCAUCUUCACUAGUCGAAUUCAUAAUUUGGCUUUGCAAGCUAAACCGGAUUGCAGUCCUCAUACUCUUCGUCCACUUUCAGGGGAGGAGAGUUGGGAAUUAUUAGAACAGAAGUUGUUUGAUAAGGCUGGCUGUCCUACAGACCUAGUGGAGAUAGGAAAAAGAAUUGCAACAAACUGCAAGGGGCUAGCUCUAGCAGUUGUCUUGGUUGCUGGUAUCCUCACAGGAAAAAGCAGGAAUCUAGAUUGGUGGUUGCAAGUUGAAUCAAGUAUAGGUUCACAUAUUGUUGCUGCUGAUGGGUGCAUGGACGUACUGCAAUUAAGCUACAAGCAUUUGCCAGAUUGCUUGAGACCAUGCUUCCUCUAUUUUGCAGCAUAUCCUGAGGAUACGGUUGUUGGAGUCCAGAAGUUGAUGAGAUUAUGGAUCGCCCAAGGAUUCAUACAAAGAAUUGAGGGCAAGAGCUUAGAUGAUGUGGCAGAGGAAUACCUGAUGGAUCUGAUCAGUCGAAGUCUGGUAAUUGUUGCAAAAAGAAGUUCCAAGGGUCGGAUAAAAACAUGUCGUGUGCAUGAUCUAGUACAUGAAUUGUGCUUGGUAAAAGUUAAAGAAGAGAAUUUUCUACAUUGGGUACAUGAACGUGAUGUUUCUCAGAACUUGGAUCCCAGGGAAUAUGAUCAAUAUCGCUUAUGCAUAGACAGUGAAUGGACACAUUUCACCAAGUCAAGCUCUCAAGGUCCACUAGUUAACUCUCUGCAGUUGUUUGGGACUUAUGAAAUGUCUCAGCCGCAUUCUAGUCCAUCUUCUUUCUUUAACAACUUUAGACUUCUUCAAGUGUUGGAUUUGGAGUGUCUCUAUUUGGAACCCUCUUUUCCUGAAGAAAUAACAUUGAUAACUCCUUUAAGGUACUUGGCAUUGUGGUGUUCUAUCAGGCAUGUUCCAUCAUCAAUAGGCAAUCUGUGGAACCUAGAAACUUUUAUAGUGAAAAGUGCCCAACUUGAUGUUCCUUUACCAGAUUCAUUUUGGAGGCUUAAACACUUAAGGCAUGCAGCUGUUGGUGAUCUGAAUCACACCUCUUUCAUUGAUUCUGAGCAGGGUGAGUCCUGUCAAUUCAGAGGAGCUAAUGAGAAGGUUACCAAGACUUCAGAAGCUGAACUGCGUAUUCUUUGA